Molecule: messenger RNA, 549 nt
Organism: Oikopleura dioica
Lineage: Eukaryota; Metazoa; Chordata; Appendicularia; Copelata; Oikopleuridae
Source: the annotation of a GenBank genome assembly
AUGAUGCACCAGCCGGCAUUUGAUUAUUUGAGGACGAAGAAAGCGCUUGGUUACAUUGCUGGUUCAAGAGAAUGGUCGAGAAGUGGCGUCAAGGCAAUCGCUAUUGAAUGCAACACAAAUGUCAAUAGAGUCUCUGUCGAAGAAGUAGAAGCUCUCAUGACCAAGUGCGCCGUCUUGAUGUUGAAGCAGUUCGAAGCGCUUUCUGAUGAGCAGUACAAGACUUCAAAGGCUGCUUAUGUGAAACUUCUUGCAAAACCAGCGGAUAGCAUGGAUCAUUACUUUGGAACAAACCAGAUUGAAAUUUACGAUGGUACUCAACGUUUCAGCCGGAAAGAAGAAGAGUCUGCUGAGCUGAUGAAAGUAACAAAGCAAGAGUUUGUCGACUUUUUCAAAGAAUACAUCAUCAACAACAAACGACGAAUGUUCGUUGCCGUUGAGGGAUGUUCCCAGCACACCCGACCUGAUGGGCUUUUCAAGCACUUACCUCUUGAAAAUGCAGACUACACUCAAAUAUCAGACUUUGCAUCGAUGUCUUCUUCCUUCUACUAG